AGAUACACAAACUGCACAGGAUAUUUCCAAAGUGAAUGGGAAUCACAGCUGAUUGCUCUAAACACAGAUUUCUGUUUCAACAGCUGCUGAAGGGGACCUCCUAAGCCCUGAGCAGGAUGAACAAGACCAAGGCAGCUUUUGAUAGCCCAGAACUUUGGAGCCCAGAUUGCAUGCAGAGCAGCACCCCUCUCACCAGUCUGGCACCACCCUCUGCAUUUGGACAGGCUGUGGACACAGCCCUGGAUGCAAUCCUUGUCAUGGUCCUCUUCAUCAUCACAGUGUCUCUGGGAUGUACAAUGGAGACAGCCCAGAUCACAGCUCACCUCAGGAGACCUAAAGGUGUGGCAGUAGCCAUAAUGGCUCAGUACAGCAUCAUGCCCUUGACAGCAUUCAUAUUGGGCAAGCUCUUCCAGCUGGGCACCUCAGAAUCCCUGGCCAUCCUCAUCUGUGGCUGCUGCCCAGGGGGAAACCUCUCCAGCAUCUUUAGCCUGGCACUGAGAGGGGACACAAACCUCAGUGUUGUAAUGACGGCGUGCUCCAUGGUCCUGGCAAUUGGACUAAUGCCACUGCUCCUGUACCUUUACUUGGGAGCACUGUCUGAGGGUGACUUGGACAGCAAGGUACCUUACAAAGGGAUAAUCACCUCCCUGGUGCUGAUGCUAAUCCCCUGUGCCAUUGGCAUCAUCUUGAAUGAGAAGAAACCACAGUACACUGGCCUUAUCACCAAGGCAGGAAUGAUUAUGCUUCUACUGUCAUCAGCUGCUAUAAUUGUUCUGUCUGUGGCCAAUAUGGGAAGCUGCAUCAUGGUUGUCUUCUCACCAUCUCUCCUGGGAACUUCUGCCUUAAUGCCCCUCACUGGAUUCCUGCUGGGCUACGCUGUCUCUGCAGCCUUCAAGCUGAAUGACCGGUGCAGGCGGACAGUGUGCAUGGAAACUGGCUGCCAGAAUGUACAGCUUUGCUCAGCCAUCCUCAAGGUCACCUUUGCCCCUGACAUCAUUGGCCCCCUGUACUUCUUCCCACUACUCUACUUGCUUUUCCAGCUUGGGGAAGGAUUUCUGCUCAUCCUGGUCUUUCGGAUCCAUGACAGAAAAAAGCAAGCCAAUGGCAAGUACAGCUUUGCUCCUUUCUUGUACUUUCCAUGCUAA
Molecule: messenger RNA, 1145 nt
Organism: Oenanthe melanoleuca
Lineage: Eukaryota; Metazoa; Chordata; Aves; Passeriformes; Muscicapidae
Gene: SLC10A1
Product: solute carrier family 10 member 1
Exons: 5
Coding region: 117-1145 (342 amino acids)
Biological process (GO): bile acid and bile salt transport
Cellular component (GO): membrane
Molecular function (GO): bile acid:sodium symporter activity
Source: RefSeq, a predicted model, not a curated record